GCUGGCGGCGCGGGCUUCCAGCUCCGCUGGCGGCCGGACCAUGGACGCGCUGCCGGCCGACGUGUGCGCUUUCCUGCGCGAGCACCCGAGUCUGCGGCUGGAGCCCGGCGCGCACAAGGUGAAAUGCGUCCUCACUGGCCACGAGCUGCCCUGCCGUCUGCCCGAGCUCCAGCUCUACACCCGCGGCAAGAAAUACCGGCGGCUGGUCCGCGCCUCCCCGGCCUUCGACUACGCGGAGUUCGAGCCGCAUAUCGUGCCCAGCACCAAGAACCCACACCAGCUGUUCUGCAGACUCACCCUGCGGCACAUCAACAAGUCCCCAGGGCACGUGCUGAGGCACACCCAGGGCCGGCGGUACCAGAGAGCUCUGCAUGAAUAUGAGAAGUGUCAGAAGCAGGGUGUGCGGUACGUGCCGGCCUGCCUCCUGCACAAGAGGAGGAAGAGAGAGGACCAGAUGGAUGGCGCCUGGCCGCCUCACCCGAGAGAGACCUUCUGGGAACCCGUGUCUAGCGAGGACGAUGGCGCAGCCGCGAGUGACAGUGACGACAGUAUGACAGACCUGUACCCACCUGAGCUGUUCACCAGAAAGGACCUGGGAGGGACUGAGCCUGGGGACAGCACCGAUGACUUUUUGACAGAAGAGGAGGGCGAGAAGCCAAGGCGUGCCGCAGAGAAGGGCCCCGGGACCGGAGAGGAGACUGAAGUGGCCCGGGCGCUGGUCCGCAAGCGCGGGAAGAAGCAGGUGAGCUCAUCGAAGAAGAAGUUCAAAAGUCAUCAUCGUAAAGCUAAGAGCUUCAGCUCUUUUAAACAGUCCAGUUAAUAAACGGCUGUGGAGAGAGCACG
Messenger RNA from Odobenus rosmarus divergens (Pacific walrus), 843 nucleotides. RefSeq names its product surfeit 2 (gene SURF2). Lineage: Eukaryota; Metazoa; Chordata; Mammalia; Carnivora; Odobenidae. Bases 41 to 820 code for a protein of 259 amino acids. The record is from RefSeq and is a predicted model, not a curated record. The transcript is spliced from 6 exons.